CCACCUCUCUCGACCGCCCUCUUCCCCCCAAAAUGUCUCGAUUUCAGGGUCUUCGCGACUAGAUGGAUAGAUAUUGUUGUGCUCACAUGUAAAUUGUUCCUGUAUAUCCAACUUCCUUCGUUUCUAUAUCCAUCCGGACUGGCCAUGGUCAACAAGAGCCAUGUCGAUCCAGUCCACUGAAUCCCUCGACCGCGAGGAUGCCCCGUUUCUGGCCGCCAGCGACCCCAAUGACCCCCGUACCGAAGAAGCCCGCAAGCACGAUGAAGAUGAGCCCGACCACCAGGAGGAAGUCAGUGCAGUCAACAAGAAGAUCCGCUUUCGACUCAUGGUCACCCUAUUCGCGAUGCUCAUCGCCGUCGAAGUCGGCAUCUGCAUGAGCAACGGCCCGGUCACCCGCAUCUACGAGUCGAUCGCCUGCCGGGAGUACUAUUCGCACUACGAUCCCACGCAAAUCGGAGCCAAUGGUCAGGUCGACGAGGAUUUGUGUAAGAUCAAGGAGGUCCAGCAGGAUCUGGCCGCCGUGAAGGGGUAUAUGGAGUUCUUCGAUGGGACUUUGAGUGCUUUAUUGGCUAUUCCCUAUGGUCUGAUGGCAGAUCGAUAUGGACGGAAAUCCACCAUUUGUCUGAGUAUUCCCGGUUUCGUCCUCAAUUGCCUCAUGCAGCUCGCUGUGAUGUGGUUUCCCGAUAUCUUUCCCCUGCGCACUGUGUGGGCAUCGUCGCUGGCCUGGCUGCUGGGUGGUGGGCCUGUCGUGGCCUUUGCGAUCAUCUGGACGAUGAUGUCAGACGUGUCAACCGAAGAAGAACGGGCGGCGAUCUUCUUCAAAUUCGGUGUGGCAGGUAUGGGCGCCGAUUUCGCAUCUAGCGCUGCCAGCUCGUGGCUGAUGGCCCUCGAUCCGUGGCUUCCAUUGUUGCUGGGAUGGGGUCUCGCUGUCAUCGGCAUGUUUUUCGCCCUGUCCUUACCAGAGACCAUGAGUGCAUUCCCAGCGCGUGGGCCGAAGAAAUCGGCCAACCUGGAAUUGGGGCAGAUCUUUGCCGGCAACGGCAAUUCCGAAUAUAAAACCGUCCCGACCAAAGAGCAAGACCAGGAAGUAUCUAGCGAUGACGAGGACACUGCUCCCGGCGAGUCGUACGCCUAUGAGAAGAGCGGUGCUGGUACGACCAAACGGACCUUCUUCGCCACGCUGAAGCGUCGAGUCUAUGCCUACUUUGCUCCCUAUUCAUUCAUUGUUCAGAACCGCCAGAUCAUGCUCCUUCUGUCGGCAUUUCUGGUCUACCGACUCAGCCGCGGGUCGUCCUGGUUCCUGGUCCAGUACAUCUCGACUCGAUUCAAGUGGACCCUCGCGGAGGCCAACUUCCUCAUGUCCUUCAAGCCUGCCCUCACCAUCCCGCUGUUCCUCUUCGUCCUCCCCGCCAUCUCGCGACGCUUGCUGAAGACGAUGAAGCCGACGCAGAAGGACCUGCGGCUGAUGCGCAUCAGCAUCGGGUUCCUGGCCGUGGGGACCCUGGGGAUUGGGCUUUCCAGUCAUGUCUUCAUGUUGAUCCCGAGUUUGCUGCUGCAGACUUCCGGGUCCGGGUUCGUCUUUCUGACGCGGUCGCUGAUCACUACACUAGUGAAACGCGAGGAGACGGCGCGGCUGUUUACGAUUAUCGAGGUGCUGCAGUCGAUGGGCAACGUCAUUGCUAGUUUAUCGAUUACGACCGUGUUCCAGAUUGGACUGGAGCUGGGCGGGCCUUGGAUUGGCCUUGCGUGGAUGAUGACCGCCACCGCGUUUACGCUGUCAUCGUCGGGCAUCGCUCCCUUCCUUCCCAUCCCUCCUCAACCCGCCAGCUACAUUCAGAUCCCCGUCCGCAUCCUACUGUUCUGGAUCCGACUGCCACUAUUUGUGUUUGCUUGUCUGAGUUAUUUCCUGGUGCUGCAAUGGCUUCCGAUCGGAUCGCUUGGCAAGAAGGCGUCUUUGUGGUGUAUCCUGGGGAUACCUAGUAUAUGGUGGAUCGAUCUUCAGGUUGACGGUGUUCGAAAAGGAUCCCUCCACAAGCAACACCAAAACCGCCUGCCCGGCCCAGGCUCCAUCAUUGCCUCGUCCUUCACUUCCCCGAUCGACGCGGUCUACCUGGCGGCCAUCUUCGACCCUAUCUUCACAGCGUGCUACCCCAACACCUCUGACGUCGAACAAAUCUCUCUCCUCCAAGCGAUCCUCCGCGCCUUCGGUGCCCCGCGCCCCAACGCGCCCCCGAACACGAAACUCACCACCCUCGACGCGCUCCUCAGCAAAUACCCCGGCCGCCCCAUCGUCACCUUCCCCGAAUGCACCACCACCAACGGCCGCGCCAUUCUCCCCCUCAGUCCGGCCCUCCUCACCACCCCACCUUCGACCAAUAUCUACCCUGUCAGUCUCCGUUAUACUCCGGUGGACGUGGUCACCCCGCUGCCUGGGAGCUACUUAAGUUUCCUGUGGAACCUGUUGAGUAAACCCACGCAUUGUAUCCGCGUCCGUAUCGCCGGGGGCGUUACCCUUUCCACCGACGCUUCCUCUUCUUCAACCGGUGUGCAGACGGGAUUGGGCCGGAAGACCACGUACGACACGAACUUCCUGGACACCCUCAACACCUCCAGCAGCAGACGCGGCGCCUCGUCUCCCCCAGAGGCACUGGUCGUCCCGGACGAAGUCCUCCUCGACCACGUCGCGGACUCGCUGGCGCGGCUGGGCCGGGUCAAGAGGGUGGGGUUGGGCGUGAAGGAGAAGGUGGACUUCGUGCGUAUGUGGACGCGGACGCGGUGGAUUUGGUAAGAUUGUUCUUUGUGUUGCUCGAAGAAUGUGACGUGUAUGAUUGGUACGAGAUGGUAUAUCCCGGGAAGUAUGUUGUAUGUAUUAUUUUCCUCUCGCUCUAUUUUCCUUUGACCAGGUGGGAUAUCAAUGUGGAUGGAAUAGGGAGUAUAGGUUGACUCGAGUGAACGAGAUCAACUGAUUAAGUGACACUAGCGGCUAGUGGUAAAUAGAGGUUAUUCUUAGGUUGUUGUCCCAUGUGUUAUUGGUGGGAUCACGGGUAGUUUGUUGCUAUGGGUGAGAUGUAUAUAUAGGAUUGAUGGUUAGAACUGGGGUUCAUUCUUAGG
Molecule: messenger RNA, 3111 nt
Organism: Aspergillus homomorphus CBS 101889
Lineage: Eukaryota; Fungi; Ascomycota; Eurotiomycetes; Eurotiales; Aspergillaceae
Product: MFS general substrate transporter
Exons: 6
Coding region: 161-2788 (875 amino acids)
Biological process (GO): transmembrane transport
Cellular component (GO): membrane
Molecular function (GO): transmembrane transporter activity
Source: RefSeq, a predicted model, not a curated record